UGUGUAUCUUUUAAAUUUUGUGAAUCACAGCAUAAUCCAAAUUUUUUAGAAAAUCGUCAUGUUAUUGUACACUUAUUUGAAUGGAAAUUUAGUGAUAUUGCUAACGAAUGUGAACAAUAUUUAGGUCCAAAAGGAUAUGGUGGAAUACAGCUAUCACCUGUUAAUGAAAAUCUCAUAAAAAAAGAAAUUUAUGGUCGUCCAUGGUGGGAAAGAUAUCAACCAAUAUCUUAUUUAAUACAAACACGUUCCGGUAAUGAAGAAGAUUUUUUAAAUAUGUCAAAACGAUGUAACGAUGCUGGCGUUCGAAUAUAUGUUGAUGUUGUAUUUAAUCAUAUGGCAGCUGGACAUGGCAAACCUACAGAAGAAAUGUUAGGUACAGCUGGAUCAAAAGCAAAUGCAACAAUACGUGAUUAUCCCGGUGUACCUUACGUUAAUGAAGAAUUUCAUUCUGAGUGUAUUAUUUCUGAUUAUACUGAUGGUAAUGAUGUACGUAAUUGUCAACUUGGUACGUUACCAGAUUUAAAUCAAUCAAUUGAAAGUGUUAGAAUGAAAAUUGUUAAUUUUUUAAAUCAUUUAAUUGAUUUGGGUGCUGCUGGAUUUCGUAUUGAUGCUGCAAAACAUAUGUGGCCAAUGGAUGUUAAGGCUAUUUUAGAGAAUGUAAAAAAUUUGAAUAUAGAAUUUAACUUUCCACCAAAUUCGAGACCAUUUUUCUAUCAGGAAGUCAUCGAUUUGGGUGGAGAAGCUGUUUCUAAAACUGAAUAUAAUAGUUUUGGUGUUGUUACUGAAUUUUUAUAUUCAAAGGAAAUUGGUGAAAUUUUUAAUGGUAAAAAGUCAUUAAGUACUCUAAUAAACUGGGGUCCGACAAUAGGUUUUCUACCACAUUCAGAUGCAUUAGUUUUUAUUGAUAAUCAUGAUAAUCAGAGGGGUCACGGAGCUGGUGGUGAAUUGAUUUUAACACAUAAAAAACCUAAAAAAUAUAUAAUGGCUACUGCAUUUAUGUUAUCACAUCCAUAUGGUAUUAAACGAAUUAUGAGUUCAUAUCAAUUUAAUAGUACAGAUCAAGGACCGCCAGCCGAUGAAAAUGAUAAUAUAUUAUCACCAAUUUUUGAUAAUAAAACUGAAGAAUGCUUAGCUUAUGAUAAAGAAAAUAACGUGUCAUGGAUAUGUGAGCAUAGAUGGCAAUCUAUUGUUAAUAUGGUUGAAUUUUUAAAAAUUGUUGAAGGACAACCUAUUAGUAAUUGGCAAGAUAAUGGACCAAAUCAAAUUGCUUUUUGUCGUGGUAAUAAAGGAUUUAUUGCUUUCAAUAAUGAUCCCUUUCUUGAUUAUAAAACAAAAGUAGUUGCAUGUUUAAAACCUGGAGAAUAUUGUGAUAUAAUUAGUGGUAAAAUAAUAGAUGAAAAUCGUAAUGAUCAAAAUACUAAUGGUGAAAAUAUUUUAAAUGAAAAUAACACUACAAGUCCCAAUAAUCAAAAUAAUAACAGUAAUAAUAAUAAUAAAGAAAUCAAUGAAAAUAAAAAAUGCUCGGGUGAAAAAUUAAUUAUAGAUGCUGAUGGUUAUGCAAAUAUUAAUAUACCCUUUAAUGGGAAGCAUGGCGUUAUUGCUAUACAUGAAAAUUCUAAUAUAAAAGAACUAUAAAAUUUAGUUUGUAAAUGGUUUUUUUUUUGGAUUUUUCUCAUCAUUAUGGAAAAUUGUGGUCCUUUGGAAUUUUAAAAGAAA
This is a messenger RNA of Condylostylus longicornis, 1716 nucleotides long. Its product is annotated as alpha-amylase 1-like. Gene Ontology annotation, biological process: carbohydrate metabolic process. The transcript is spliced from 4 exons. Gene Ontology annotation, molecular function: alpha-amylase activity; cation binding. The record is from RefSeq and is a predicted model, not a curated record. The annotation marks the transcript as partial. Lineage: Eukaryota; Metazoa; Arthropoda; Insecta; Diptera; Dolichopodidae.